Molecule: messenger RNA, 873 nt
Organism: Trypanosoma brucei brucei TREU927
Lineage: Eukaryota; Euglenozoa; Kinetoplastea; Trypanosomatida; Trypanosomatidae
Exons: 1
Coding region: 1-873 (290 amino acids)
Source: RefSeq, a predicted model, not a curated record
AUGCGUCGUUCAUUAGUAUUUCCUCCCUGUCAUUUGCAGGAGGCCCGUUUGUUGCAGUCGCAACAACUUUUUGGUUGGUACCACCAGACACGCCACUUCACCUCAUUAGUUGACCGUUUGAGUACAGGCGUUGCGAGAAAGUUAUCAUCGUUAACGGAAACGCACAUGAUGCCGCUAAGCGAGAAACAUAUCACAGAGCCGCGACGCCCCUACCCAAAGCGUCCUUCAAUGCAGGAGAAUUUGGCCGAGCGCUUGGCUGAGCAACGGCGGUGGCGGAGCCGUGUGGUGCCGCAGCAAAUUAUACUCUCUAAAGACAAACUUUACAUUGAGUUUGUGUGGAGUGCCGCCACCCUCAGCGCCGCUGCCGCGCGGGAGAUGAGGCAGCAACAAAAUAACGAGGAGGAAAACGGGGAUGGUUGCACACAAAAAAGAAAGGGAAUAUCCUGCGGUAGCUUUGCUAAUGAUGGUAUCAUUAAGAGUGAGAAGCUUAUGUCCCACCGCACACGCUUCCUUGCGGAGUUCUUGCGCGCUUACUCCCCCAGCACCGAUGUGAUUGGUGCUGAUGCCCUCAUUUACGGUCGUCGCGGCAUCACCAUAACGGAUGUUAUUCCAGUUGGAAACUACGCUUUGCGCAUCGUGUUUUCCGACGGGCAUUCAGGCGGUAUUUACCCCUACGAAUACCUGUUUCAUUUAGGUCAAUGCAAAUACACGAAAAUGCGGGAGUAUAUAAGACGACUGCGAGAGAAACGCAAGUCGAGAGAUCCGCCGAAGCGGGUCCCGUCAAAGUACGUUCCGCGCGGUCGGAAUGCCGCAGAGGGCACACCGAAACGUGACAAAACUGAUGACUGUGGCCAUCGCGUUGCUGCAAAAUAG